Molecule: messenger RNA, 7164 nt
Organism: Anneissia japonica
Lineage: Eukaryota; Metazoa; Echinodermata; Crinoidea; Comatulida; Comatulidae
Product: cilia- and flagella-associated protein 46-like
Exons: 38
Coding region: 1-4968 (1655 amino acids)
Biological process (GO): cilium movement involved in cell motility; axoneme assembly
Source: RefSeq, a predicted model, not a curated record
AUGCAUUAUGGUAUUGACAAAGUGAAAGAUGGGAAAACAAAAUCCCAAAACCCGGAAGAGGGUAGAAAUGCAUCCUCUUCCAAAGGCGACCACUCAUCAGUUGCUAUGGGAACGUCCUCUACAAUGACCCAGGUCCUCGGAGAUCCAGAUGAUGAUCUGACUCUAAGAGCUGCCAUGUAUGGUGUUCUCUUCCAAGCUUUAGCUGAUAAGGGAAACUGGGAAGAAGGGCUUGCUGCGAUGGAUAAAGCCAUCAACGACAUGCCACGUACUAGGCACCGUCUAUUGAUAUUCAAGCAUCGUGUGAUGACCAAGGCUAAGCUGGGCCGCCAAGUUGAAAUGGACUUGGCUAAGUUCAAGGAUGAGAGUGAAGACUACGUAGCAUUGAUGUGGCAUAAGGUGGCACUGUGUUCCAAAGAUCAACUAGAGCAGCUGACUUCGCACCAGAAUGCUAUUGAAGCUCUAAAAUCUUCCACCAAUGAUUGGCAGAAGGUUGAGUACUUACUAAAGUUUGGUGAGUGGCUUUAUGUAAAUGAGUUUGGCAUCCAGGACUGUGUUGACCAGGUUCAGUGGGCAGCUGAUAUCUUGCUCAAUAUGAAGAUAGUGACCAGAUCCAAGUUGGAACAAGCAAAAUCAAAGAAGAAGAGGAAGGGUAAGAAAUCUGGGACAACGAUCUCUUCAGCAGCUCCAACUGAUACGAAAAGAUCAGAGGAGGAUGUAAAGGCAGCAGGUGGCGAAAAAUCAGAACCCAAGGGAAACCAUGGAAGUGACAGUGAGGAAGAAAUCAAUGCAGCUGACUUUAUACCUGUCAAGAGACAGACAGUAGUUGGACUGUCCACUACAAAUUUACUGCUCAAUGUAGUCGAACUGACCAGCGUCAAGCAGCUGGAGUAUCUAUUUCGUGUCCAUGUUAUGCUUGCCCUGAUGUCCGGUCGGGCUAGUCCACAUCACAAGGAAUAUUGCUUGCUUGCUGUUGGUUUUCUGAAUCGGAUUUGGCAGGUUGCAGUGACCUCAGCUGGUCAAGUGGCCAAGGAAGUGACUAAAGUUGCCUCAGCAGAGCAAAUAAUCAGCAAGACCUCUGCUAAGGGUAAGAAAGGGAAGGAGAAAGGAAAGGAUCAGGAGACACCUAAGGAGAAACCCAAAAGAAAAGGACCCAUUGAUGCUUUACCAAGUACCAUUCAGGAUUGGGCUGUGUAUGAGGUUCCUGAUGAGAUCCGGGAAGCCUUCAAGGAUGACAACACUGGUGAAGGGGUCAACAGUGGUACAAUCUUAAAGCCUACGUUGACGAUGUAUUACAUUGACCGACUUGUGGCUGAACUAAGUGACCUUAGCUAUGGACAUUUGACUUUUCAAGCCCUUAUUUUGGGUGAGGUUAUUGCUGAAGAUAUAGCGCAGUCUCCAAUAAAGGGAACGAAUUAUCGUCUUCGAAUUGCUGAUAUUUGUCUUGAGCUAAACCUUCCAUCAGCUGCCACAUUCCAUGAGGAAUCAGCCGGUCCUAUUGGAAUUAAUGCAUUAGACCAAGCAAAGUCCAGAGAAUCGAUCGCUCGCUGGAAAGACAAACAGAUUCAAGUGAAAAAGGAACAGUUACGUGUCAGUGAAUCUAAACGAGUGUUGACUGGUGACAACAACAACUCCCCUAAGAAGUCUGUCUCAAAAGCAUUCAUAGCUGCAGACCAAAAGGCUGACAUUAAGCUUCCAAUCCAAGGCCUUGGAAAACAUCUGAGUUCAGCAACAUUACGGGAAAUGUGGACAGAGCAAGCCACCAUCCUCCUCAAGCAGGGUUAUUACCAAGCAGCUCGUCACCUGUUAGAUGAGGCUUACCUGGCUUCAUCUGCAUUUAGUGAUGAUGCCACAAGCACCCAAAUCCUGCAGACAUUAGCCCAGCUAGCCUAUCAAGAGGCUAACUAUGGCCAGACUCUGAAUCUGCUGAAAGAAGCCCAGAAGCUGAAUGGCGAUGAGAUGUUCUGGCUGGAGACAUCACUCUUAAUGGUGGAUGCCAUCCUAGGUGAAAAUGAAGAUCCUAAGAAGAACAAUAAAGCCAGAGCCCUGCUUCUGAAGGCUCUAGCCGUGUAUGAGGACCUAAUCCUGCAGAGACCCAACAAAGCAAGCCUGCUAGCCAGCAUCAAAGGCAAGCUUCUAGCCAAGUUUGCCUCUCUACAAGUUGGUCAUGUUUUAUCUGAGAGCAGGAAUACGAUGGACCCCAAGGCACACAGAGAACUCCAAACAGCAUGCCAGAAAUUUGAACAGAGUGUUAUGCUGCUAACAGAAACAGGAUACUUGAAUGAAGCAGUUGAAGUUCUACAACAACAUGCUAACGUACUCCGGUUGUUUGUGUGUGAUAGCACUGAUCUAGAUAUACAGCACAGCUACCUACUCCAAGCAUACAACCUUUUAGAAAAAGCUGUUAGACUGACCAAUGAAAGAAUGGAAGAUGCACUAGGCAUGUCGCCCACACAGCAGAUGCGUGGUGUUGUGUUACCCAUUCAGAGGCAAGCGUGCGCCAUCAAGAAUGCCUUGGUGGAGCUUCUCAUUGACAUAUUCGUAAUCCACGCUGAUGAAGCCCGCAAGCAUAAAACAACCGAAGCACGAAAACCUUCAGUAAUAAAGCUUGUGGAAACAUACAUCGCAGAAUCUCCAACACUGACAGACACAGAGAUGAAAUGGCAGACACUCACUGAACAACUUGCAACAAAGGCUCUGAUGGAACUAACAGCUGCUCACAGCCUUGCUGGUCCAAUCCAGGAAUUGAGGGCAAAGACUUUGUACAACCUCGGUCGGUGCUUGCGCAUCAUGGCUGUCCACAAUGCACCUGAUUCACCAAACCUGUGGGACGUACAGCUUAUGGGAUUUGGUAACAAUGAAACUACUCCAUCAGUGAAAGAAGAUGGGGAGGCUGAGGUCGAGGCGCUAGAAAAUGAAGUAGAGUCAACGACUUCAAAAGAGUCAAUUAAACUAGCAAAAUUGGCAAAACAUGCACAGGCUGAGCAGAGUACCUCAUUGAGUUAUCUGGCACAGGCUUCAGAAGCACUUGGUCAGUGUGUUCAGCUAGCCCUUAAGGAACAAUUGAUAGAUCUAGUAGCAGGUGCAUCCUUGGAGAUGGUGGAGUGUUGCGGUCAGUACGACCCACUGACAUCAUCAUUGUACCUCGCUCUAUACCAGAGCUGCCAAUGUUCCAUUGUCAUGAAGGAUGUCUUGGAGCAUUGUCAACAGGAUCCUAGCACCUCUCAACAAGCUGCCCUGCUUCACCAGAGACGGAAGCUGUUGUCUGAUAACCUUACCAGCAACCAAUUCAGAGGAAACCUCAUGAAGUCAGUGGACAAGAAAUUGAUGGAAGUUUCAGAGGCUUGGAAGCGAUUGAAAAUUAAUCCUAAUCACCUAGAACUGUUCAAAGACUUACCUGCUAAUUUCAACCUCCUCAUUCUCCAGCAUUCAGAAGAUCGAUCAAUUUUGUAUGGAUCUCUACUGGAUAAACCUAAACAGUCUGGCGCCAAAGAAGGCAAAACAAAGGGUGGGCCAGCCCCAUUGUCCAAGGCCUGUGUUACUCGCACACUAGUUGAUCCUGAGGCCUUGGAUGGCCUCCUGCAACGCUUCAAACAGCACAAGUUCAAUGUGAUGCAAGCACUGUUGAAGGCCGAGUACCGCAGAUCACAACAAGUACAGAGGAACAAGAUGUUGGAGAACCUGGCUGAGAAUGUCCGCCAUGAUUUGAAGGAUCUGUCAGGUGAAAAUGAAUUAGAAGAACAAGAACUUCAAGAUGAGUUUAGCAACCUUGUACGUGCCAUGCAAGAUUAUUUACGACCAAUCACAACUGCUAUGGAACCAGCCUUCAGAGCUCUUGACAACAGUAGCUCAGGUGCACAAUCUGUGCAAGACGAGUAUGUAGUGAUUCUAGCCGAUAAGUGGCUAAUGGAACUCCCUCUGGAAGCGCUUCCGUUGUUGGCGUCGCCAUCCAUCUUUUCCCUUUCCAGGGAUUUCUCAUUCCAAAUGCUGUACAACAGAAUGCACCAGGAACCUGAUAGUGAGGAACAACCAGAUGAAAAGAAGAAAAAGGAAGCUGCCAAAGCCAAGCUUGCAAAAGAGAAAAACAAGUCUGUUAAAAUACUUCCACUUGAGAGGCAGGUGCCACCUCACUGUUGUGGUGUUGACACCCAUAAAUUCAAAUAUGUAAUUGACCCCCACAAUGAUUGCUCACAGACAGACAACGAAGAUGAGAAACCAAUAAACAUAAUGACACAGACUCUCAACAAUUACCAAGUGCAGUUCACAGCUCGCUGGGAAGGAAUUAUGGGUAUUGACCAUGUCCCGAGUAUUGGUGAGUGGGAGACCUAUAUGUCUGAAAACUCUGCAUUUAUUUUCUAUGGAAUGGAGAGAUUCUUCUCCCACAUUCAUCCAUCAAAAGUGAUUCCAAGGAAUAUGUCUGAGUGCAAAUUAGCCAUUUUGCUGGAUCUUGUUCAGACUAGUAAGAGUUUCUUACGUCAGUCAAAGAUUGAUGUGAUCAAAACCCAUAAUGAUCUGAAACAUGAGAAACCUGUUGAGGUGGCAAUGCUGAUGAGUAUGACUGGUAUAGGGUCUUUAGUUGUCAAUCAGUGGCACUGUGCACUUAAGGACAAUGCUGCAACAUUUAACACCCUGAUGAAAGCUUUGCUCGAAACAGGACGAACAUCAGGCCAGACAAUCCGGCGUAUGUUUAUUCCGCAUUGGCGACCUGAAGGGGAAGUGGAAGAUGAAGAAGGGGAAGGGGAGGAUCGUGAAGAUGGAUCAAGUGCUAAAGCUUGUGGGUCAGAAGCAAAAAAUGGUAAAAAUGACAAAAAGCCAAAAGGUUCAGCUAAGAACAAAUCUGAAAAGGUGGGGAGUAAAGAAAUUGUAGAUAGUAAACCAGAGGAGGAAGUAAAUACAGAGGAGAUAAUGAGUCGACAUUGGUUUAAUGUUGUCUGCUAUGGCUUACCGAAUGUAAUGGUUGUCCAAAUGUAGCAGACAACAUUAGUUUAAUGUCUUCUGCUAUGGCUUACCGAAUGUAAUGGUUGUCCAUGAUGUAGCAGACAACAUUGGUUUAAUGUCUUCUGCUAUGGCUUACUGAAUGUAAUGGUUGUCCAUGAUGUAGCAGACAACAUUGGUUAAAUGUUGUCUGCUAUGGCUUACCGAGUGUAAUGGUUGUCCAGAUGUAGCAGACAACAUUGGCUUAAUGUUGUCUACUAUGGUUUAUCAAAUGUAAUGGUUAUCCACAUGUAGCAGACAACAUUGGUUAAAUGUUGUCUGCUAUGGCUUACCGAGUGUAAUGGUUGUCCAGAUGUAGCAGACAACAUUGGCUUAAUGUUUGUCUACUAUGGUUUAUCAAAUGUAAUGGUUAUCCACAUGUAGAAGACAACAUUGGUUAAAUGAUGUCUGCUAUGGACUUACCAGAUGUAAUAGUUGAACAGAUAGCAAAUAACACGUCUACUAUGGCUUAUUGAAUGUAAAAGUUAUCCAGAUAUAGCAGACAACAUUGGUUUGUGUAUUGAAUGCAAAGGCUGCUCAGAUGUAGCAGAAGAUGCAGUGGUUUAGCAGAUGAUUAAAACAUUGUAGCAUACUUCAUAUCUAUUAUAGGAAUAUGAUAUAUACAGUACCUUUUAUUGGUUAAAAAAUGAUCUGCAGACUAGCUUAAUUAAGUGUGGAUUUCUAUCUUUCAGAAUUGUUAUAGCUACACAUACAAUAAUUAUUAAAUCUUUCAAAAAAAAGUGUUAUUUUCUUCUUAUAUUACAAAAUUAAAGAAAAGUAGUAACAUUCCUAAUCUUUUAUUUUAGGUUUCUGUUUUACUAUAAAGCCAAAUCAUUCUUUUCAAAUCAAUCAAUUACAUAGGCAUUGAUGAAAGUGUAAUUAAUAUAUUUAUAUGAACUUUUAGGAAGAAAUAUUUUAUAAUCCUUAAAAAAAUUAAAUACAGUUAUUAAUUAAUUUAAGAUUAUUUACAUUAAUCUAUCAGAAGCCAUAUGAAAUUAUAAGAAAAUUCAUUAAAAAAAAGAGACAUGAUAUAUUGCAUUGUGUUACUGUUGUGUUGCUGUUUUACAUAUAUGAAUAAAUAUUUGAAAUUUGUUUGUUGUAGUUUAACGUAAUCCUGUGUGGAAUCAAAGAUACAUAGCAGCCCUAUGCCAACAUUUAAAUAAUAGGCACUUUUCAAUUUUCACGUCAACAUAGUCAACGUCUUGACAUGAUGUCAUUUUCAAGCACUGCACAAUCGUCAACCCCUCGCUCGCUACCAGAUUUGAGGACGCGUCCACCCCGGUCUUCGCCGUCAACCUAAAUCUACUCGCCCCAUUGACUGUAUGACGUCAUUUUUUCAAGAUGACUCGCCGACUUGCACUUUGGCAAAUCUCCAAUUUCAAAAUGAGGAUAUUUUAUUCUGGACAGAUGAGGGCUCCCUGGACAGUAUCUUUCCAACUUCCUCUUCUUACUCUACUUCUCUUUUCCUUUUCCCGACAAUUUGCACUUUUACACGUUUUCAUGUGAGUUAGCAAGAAGCCCAUCCUGCUAAUCUCAAUCGACAGGCAGAUGGCCUACAAGCUUGAAUUUAUACACCACCACCUCUAAUUUCAUCUGCUGUUCUCACAGAUUUUUUGUCACAAGCCAUGCUCUCUGGACGAUUAUUUUUUCUGCACCAGAACCAGUCGUAAUCGGUUUUCGGAUGUUCAGUAUUUUUUUCAUUCAAAAAUCGCCCUGUCACGCCAAAAUUGGUCCACGCCAAAAAUGGUCCGGCGGACAAAUUUUGUUUGGCCGCCAAAGUCGGUCUGCUGUACUACUUCUGGCCGCUAAAAUGGUAUCCGAUCAUUUCGGUCGCGCCUUCAUUUCGGUCGCGGUAUUUUCGUUAUGCAUUUCGGUCGCGGUGUAUGGCGCGCACACGGUGCGACCGCAAAUCUGGAACAAGGGAGUUAGCAGUAUAGUAUUUUAUAAACACAAAACUUACAUAAAACAUUAGUUGACUAACAACUAUUUGUAUUACUGUACUAUAAUAUUAUAGUUUAUCAUUAAUAUUAAUAUUAUGUGUAUCAUUUGGUGUUAAUUUUUCUUACAGAAAAAACGAAAAUGUUACAAAGUCGACUUGGUUUGAGACAAGCUUCUCUUUAACGUUUGUUGCGAUGUAUAUUUUAUUAAUGCAUAAAUUGAAUGGAGAUUUAUGAAAUAAAUAUAGUCAAUAGA